AUGUCUCUGUCUAAAAUUUUGGCGGAGAAGUCUCUCUCGGUUGGGUACCGAUUUCGCCUUACUGACGAAGAACUCAUCAAUCACUAUCUGAAGUUGAAGAUCAACGGCGAUGAGAAACAAGUCAGUGUUAUUCGAGAGAUCGAUGUUUAUAAAUCGGCGAUAAAGACGACUGAUGAAGAGUGGUUCUUUUUCUGUCCUAAAGAUCGCAAGUAUCAGAAUAGGCAGCAAUUGAACAGAGCGACUCUGGCUGGAUCUUCUCUCUCCUCCGAUCUCCACCGACAGCAACUUCUUCUGCCUCUCGAACUCGGCUUGCAAGUGAUGAACAUGAGCAUGGAGAGAAGCCUACAGAUCACCACCACAGGUGGUGAUGGUGUAGUUGGUGGUGGUGGUGGUUUGUUGGUGAAGAAGAGAGGGAGGCCAAUAAAGUAUGACUCAGAUGGUAACUUGAGACUACCAUCUAUAUCACCCCCACCACCAGGUUUUUCUUUUUCACCUCCUUUUCCAUCAUUAUUUACACCGUGCCUUCAAGCACGGGCAUACCACCUGGUUUUGGUAACUGCCAGCUGCUUGAGAUGA
This is a messenger RNA of Camellia sinensis, 576 nucleotides long. The record is from RefSeq and is a predicted model, not a curated record. NCBI's taxonomy places the organism in Eukaryota, Viridiplantae, Streptophyta, Magnoliopsida, Ericales, Theaceae.